AUGGCAAUCAUAAGAGAUCGAUUUGAACCUUUACUUGAUUAUGACUCCUUCGGGAAAACGGCUAAUGAUCAUAUGAGGUCAACUUUGAUUUUUGAUAAGAAGCAAUCUCUCUUUGCGAGUCAUAACAUUGACUACGGCCAGCCAAUAGCUUGUAUAUCAUACCCAUACAAUGAUUCUGGCUCAGGAGGGGUUUGGGCAGCCUAUGGGUCACGCACCAGCACUGCCUCUGUGUUGCAUCCCCAAAUUGCUGGUUGGGGCACAUCCGCAAGAGUUCCUUUGCCUCUGGAAUUAGCAGAGGAUGAGCCUAUAUAUGUCAAUCCCAAACAAUAUCACGGGAUACUUCGCAGAAGACAGUUACGUGCUAAGUUAGAGGCUCAGAACAAGCUAGUAAAAAACCGAAAGCCUUACCUUCACGAGUCUCGUCAUCUUCAUGCAAUGAAGAGGGCAAGAAGUUCCGGUGGACGCUUCCUUAAUACUAAGCAGCUCCAGCAGUCUCGCAAUGCCUCCACCAGGUCCACCACAAAUGGCACAAAUUCCUCGGGUUCAACUCAUGUAUGGCUUAGUGGUGGCGCAGCUGGAGAUCCAUCCAUGUUGGGGUCCAAAACAAUAGCCCCACAAGAGAAUAGCAAAAAGGCUUUUUCUUCGGCUCCUGCCUUCAGUGUGACUCCUAUGGUGCGCAAAGAUGAUGCCUUCUUCCAGCACCCCAGCCACCAUGUCAGCAUCUCAGGCCAUUUUGGCCAGGCAAGCGUGCAAGCGGGCAUCGGAGGCAUCCAUAACGGGACUCAGCAGAGGGUUCCCCUUAUCUGGUGA
Phragmites australis (common reed) is the source of this 810-nucleotide messenger RNA. Its product is annotated as nuclear transcription factor Y subunit A-3-like. The coding region runs from base 1 to 810 and encodes 269 amino acids. The transcript has 5 exons. The record is from RefSeq and is a predicted model, not a curated record. Gene Ontology annotation, molecular function: DNA-binding transcription factor activity, RNA polymerase II-specific; RNA polymerase II cis-regulatory region sequence-specific DNA binding. Lineage: Eukaryota; Viridiplantae; Streptophyta; Magnoliopsida; Poales; Poaceae. Gene Ontology annotation, biological process: regulation of transcription by RNA polymerase II.